Molecule: messenger RNA, 1806 nt
Organism: Syzygium oleosum
Lineage: Eukaryota; Viridiplantae; Streptophyta; Magnoliopsida; Myrtales; Myrtaceae
Product: ankyrin repeat-containing protein At5g02620-like
Exons: 4
Coding region: 1-1806 (601 amino acids)
Cellular component (GO): plasma membrane
Molecular function (GO): protein phosphatase 1 binding; protein phosphatase regulator activity
Source: RefSeq, a predicted model, not a curated record
AUGCAUCCUAAAGUGUAUGAGGCUGCACAGUCUGGAGACUUUGAUUUGCUGAAGACAAUAAUUUCGGGAAAUGGAGAGAACCUUUUCCACCAAACAACACCAAAGGAGAACAACAUUCUUCACGUUGCGGCUCAAUAUAAGCAGGUAAAUUUCAUUGAAAACCUUCUCCAAUUUCCAUCAGGACCGUCCCUUCUUUGGCAGGGUAACUCCAAAGGAGAUACUCCCCUACAUAUUGUUGCCACACUGGGAAGCUGCGAAGCAGUUCGAGUUUUCACUGAUCUGGCAAAAUCAUUGCAUUGGGCUGUUGAAAACAGACAAAUUGACGCAUGCAAAGAGCUACUUAGAAAGCCAAAUUUGCAUAAGGAUACCGCAUUGCACUAUGCAGUAAGAGGAGGGCAUGAAUUGGUGGUGAAGUUGCUAAUUGAAGAAGAUCCUCAAUUAUGUGAUAUUACUAAUGCUGCCAAUGAGUCCCCGCUUUAUCUCGCAGCACAUCGAAGACGUUCAGAUAUCGUUGUGCUAAUUUUAAAUGCAUUCUCGUUGUCAUCUUGUCAUAAGGGCCCUAAGGGACUGACAGCUCUACAUGCUGCAGUGCUCUUCUCACUACCAAGUGGUUGGUGGAAAAUCCUGGAGAAGAGACCGGAAUUGAUCAGAGAAGGAGAUGAAAUGGGUUGGACUCCUCUUCAUUAUGUCGCUUCCCUAGGCAAAGUCGAAGCAGUUCGACUACUCUUGCAACACGAUACUUCUAUGGCAUACACUUUAGACAAAGAGGGGCAAUCGGCUCUUCACAUUGCAGCGUUUCUAGGCUACCGCCAUGUCAUUGACGAGAUUGUUAGAUCCUGUCCUGAUGCUUGGGACAUUAUAAACUUCAAAGGCCAAACGGCUCUUCAUGCUGCUGCAAUCGGUGGACGAGUAUUUGUAGUCAAUUACAUUCUCCGGAUGCCAGGCCUCCUACAUCUUCUCAACGAACAAGACACUAAUGGAAACACGGCUUUGCAUUUGACUGCGCUCCAUAAAAAAUACUUCACCAUUUACAGACUUGGACGAGACAAGAGGGUAGACCGUUUCGCCACAAACAAGGAUCAUAUGACUGCCCUUGACAUUUUUUUGGCUCAUGAGGAGGUCGGCUACAAAGCUGCAAAAGUCAAACAUGUGUUGAAAGGAUCUCUUGGAAUGCCGUUUUGUCAAGACAGGGCUAUGGAAUGUGUCAAGAAGAGGUUAGACGAGCAAAUUGUUGAGGGUCAACCAGCUGGGUUUAUAACCACAGGAAGUAUUACCGCCAAGACAGAAAAUUUCUAUUCAUCAAAAAGAAGCAUUAUUGACCUUCAACUACUAGUGGCAGUACUAAUAGCCACAGUGACCUUCGCCGCGGCCUUCACGAUGCCUGGAGGUUAUAACAACGACGGACCCAACCAAGGAAUGGCGACUCUUGCAGGCAGGGCAGCUUUCAAAGCCUUUGUCAUAUCUAAUACUACUGCAUUCAGUUUCUCCAUCCUGGCCUUGUUCUUACAAUAUGACACUAUGCACGUGAACAAUCGCCAACAGGCGAGAUAUGCCAACAGGGCGGGGGAUUGCAUUUACGUUGCGAUACUUGGGAUGGUGCUAGCCUUUGCUUGCGGUACAUAUGUGGUAUUGACAAGUACCAGGAUUGGACUCUUUCCUUUCGUAAUGUCUGGAUGUCUCAUCAUUAUAUACUCAAUUGGUGCUUUCCUUGACCCCGAGGCUCGCUUCAUACCGCAAUGGAACCGUCCAAGGAGUUACUUCCGAAACUUAUUGUUUGAUUAUGCGAUAUACAAGGAAAGCUGCUAA